AUGCCAACACCACAAUGUGUAAUAAUAAUCGGCACAACAAGCGGCACGAGGAUCCCCGAACAAAUGCUCGUGUUUCCGGGCGCCGCCUAUGGCAACGAGGGUCCCGGCGCGUUGAGCCAGUUUGGGCGCCGGCAAAGCGUGGGCCUUGGGAUGGCUGUGCGAGCGUUUGCCCAAAAACUCGCCAAAGACUCGACGCAAGCCGAGGCCCUAUCAGGGUCUUCCCAAGCUAUGCAGGAUACCAUGCAGAAAGUCUUGGAAACCCUGUACAACAACGGGACAACGCCGCAGGCCUCGGUCAAUGACCGAAAUGCUGCAAAUUGGAGCCGUUCAGGGGCGCUAGCCCAGUACGUUCAUCAGAACACCGGAUGGAACUGCUCUCUACACUCCUUGACCGUACUGGCCGACAACUUGAAGCUGAUUAACCUCUCCCGCUCCUCGUACCCCGACUGGAUCAACAACUGUUCCCUGGCCGGCUACCCGGAAGAUACGCUAAUCGCCAAAAUUUUGACAUAUUCCGACUACCAAGCAAAAACAUGUGCAGAUUACGAUCCUUGUCGUCGACUGCUGGCUGGUGUCUGGCUGGAGCAUAUCGUUGGUUUGCUGGAUUCGGUGGCCGAUUCCAGCGCCCCGAAAAUCGUCUUGUAUGCUGCUGAAACAGCCCCGGUCAUGUCGGUCAUGCGGUUGAUGGGCAUUCAGCAAGCAUCGCUAGAAGCAGCUUCCGGUUUCAUGCUCGAACUUCGCGCUCAGCCCGCCUCGGUUCGAAUACUCACCCAUGAGCCACUGCUCAUCGACGGCCACGUCUUCAAGCAGGUUGGGUUGCAC
Messenger RNA from Mesorhabditis spiculigera, 822 nucleotides. Lineage: Eukaryota; Metazoa; Nematoda; Chromadorea; Rhabditida; Rhabditidae. The record is from the annotation of a GenBank genome assembly.